Messenger RNA from Carassius gibelio (silver crucian carp), 1516 nucleotides. RefSeq lists its product as uncharacterized. The transcript has 9 exons. The record is from RefSeq and is a predicted model, not a curated record. The coding region runs from base 1 to 1410 and encodes 469 amino acids. NCBI's taxonomy places the organism in Eukaryota, Metazoa, Chordata, Actinopteri, Cypriniformes, Cyprinidae.
AUGCAUGACAUGAGUAUUGUUGAAGAGGAGUUGAAUGAAAAUGCCUUCAAUGACCCCAUGAACAGAUUGAUUGGGAAGAAGAGGGACCCUCACUUCAUGUUCACACUGAUGUUUCGGGUAAUAAAUAAGAUCAUGGUUAAUCUGCCAACUAUUGGGAUUGAUGAGACCGUGCAUGAUCUGCCUGCCCCUGAAGUUCCUCUUGAUGAGCCCUUGAGUCAUGAGCGGACAAUUUUGCCAGGCCCUCAGAAGGUCCUCAGUGAGGAUGACAUUGUUGGCGUCAGAGCAGCAGUGCUCUAUGAGAACUGCUUGAGGCAGCUUGUCACAUUUUUAACUUUGCGGGUGAAAAGAUGCACUGGUGUCUUGAGGACUGGUUUGGUGUGUGACAGUGUUGCCCCCUUUUCAACAAACAUCGCCACCAGGGGCACUGCAAUGAGUGUUGAAUGGAUCUGCCCCAAUGGACACUCACAGCCUGUGUUGAAGUUUGACAUGCAGGCCGGGGACUUUCUUCUUUCCACAAACAUUUUAUUCUCUGGAAACAACUACACUAAAGUUGCUCUCCUAUUUAAAUUCAUGAACAUGCGAAUGGUAAACCCUAGCACACACUACACCAUCCAGGAAACCUACUGUGUUGACCCUAUUAAAGAUUUCUGGGAAGAGAAGAGGUCUGAGGCCAUCAGCCGACUAAAAGGGAAAGAUGUUGUGCUCCUAGGGGACGGCAGAAAUGACUCACCAGGGCAUUCUGCCCAAUACUGUAGCUACACAACCAUGGAGCUUGAUUCUAAGGAAAUCAUCCAUGUGGCCACUGUAGACAAGCGGCAGACCAACUGGAACUCCAAUAUCAUGGAGAAAGAGGGUUUUAUCCAGACAGUGGACAAGCUUACCCAAGAGAUAAAGGUAGUUGAGUUCUGCACGGACGCUCAUGUCCAGAUUGGAGCCCUUUUGAACCCAGACAAAGGCAGAUAUAAGGAUCUGAGAAUUCACCACAGCCUGGACAUGUGGCAUGGUGCCAAAAAUCUGUGCAAAAAAAUAGCAAUCGCAGGAAAGGUGAAAGGACAGUCUCUUCUCCUUCACUGGCUGAGGGAUAUAGUAAACCAUUUCUUGUGGUGCUGCAAGACAGCAGAAACAUUUCAGCAGUUUCUUGCACUUUGGAUUGGAGUUCUGCAUCAUGUUUGCAACAAUCACACAUGGGAAACAGGAAGCUGCCAACACGACCACCUUGAAGACAUUCAGGAUAAAGAGUGGAUUGAGAGAGAUUCCAAGAGCCAUAAAGCACUAGUGGAGAUUGUCCUCAACAAGCGCUGGCAGAAGGAUGUCCACAAGUAUCUGCGCUUCAGAUCGACAUCACAUCUGGAGUCAUUUCAGAAUCACAUUCUGAUGUAUGCCAGCAAGCGCCAGGCCUUCACUCCCUGAGUGUAUGACACGAGAGUUGUGCUCGCAGCACUGGACUACAAUUUUCACCGCGAACGGCCAACAUACAGAACGGCUGAGGGCCAUCAAGUGUAUGUCAAACUCUCAU